Eubalaena glacialis (North Atlantic right whale) is the source of this 564-nucleotide messenger RNA. RefSeq names its product histone H3.1. Gene Ontology annotation, cellular component: nucleosome. Bases 99 to 509 code for a protein of 136 amino acids. Lineage: Eukaryota; Metazoa; Chordata; Mammalia; Artiodactyla; Balaenidae. Gene Ontology annotation, molecular function: protein heterodimerization activity; DNA binding; structural constituent of chromatin. The transcript has a single exon. The record is from RefSeq and is a predicted model, not a curated record.
GGGAACUAGGAAUCAGACUGAUCUGCACCUAUAAAUGAGGUCAGAACCGGCACCAGCACCAUACUACUCUCCAGCCAGUUUUCUUUUCUGUUAUCGUCAUGGCUCGUACAAAGCAGACCGCUCGCAAGUCCACCGGCGGUAAGGCGCCGCGCAAGCAGCUGGCCACCAAGGCGGCCCGCAAGAGCGCGCCGGCCACGGGCGGCGUGAAGAAGCCGCACCGCUACCGACCCGGCACGGUGGCCCUGCGCGAGAUCCGCCGCUACCAGAAGUCCACGGAGCUGCUGAUCCGCAAGCUGCCGUUCCAGCGCCUGGUGCGCGAGAUCGCGCAGGACUUCAAGACCGACCUGCGCUUCCAGAGCUCGGCCGUCAUGGCGCUGCAGGAGGCGUGCGAGGCCUACCUGGUGGGGCUCUUCGAGGACACCAACCUGUGUGCCAUCCAUGCCAAGCGCGUCACCAUCAUGCCCAAAGACAUCCAGCUUGCCCGCCGCAUCCGCGGGGAGAGGGCGUAACCCAAGGCUAUUGCUUACUCUGAACUGAAAAAGGCUCUUUUUAGAGCCACCUACU